AUGCCGCGACUUAAUCGCCGUGAGCAGCUUCCGCUGCACAUCAAGCGCGCAUUAUGCGCGCAUCACGUCAAGCACCCCCUUCUGCGUCACGUAGACUUGGCCCGCUGGGUUUACGCCCAGUAUGGCCUGCGGCCUGACCGCUCCACGGUCGGACGCAUUUUGAAGAAUGCCGAUCGUUGGGCAAUCACCGACCCCGCCGCCGCCAAUCAAGUGCGCCGUCGUGGUGGCGCAUGGCCCGAGCUUGAGCAGGCGAUGGCUCGCUGGAUCGCUAACGCUGGCCCCGCAGGCGUACCACUCACUCUGCAAACGAUCCGCGAUCACGUGGCGAUUAUGGCGCGCAACAUGGGCAUUCCGCCCGUGUUUCGAUGCUCCAUUGGCUGGGUGCGCCGUGCGUUGCGGCGCCAGGGAGUGCGGUGCCGUGCCGCCACCGGCGAGGCGGCGAGCGCCGACAUGGCUGCUGUGCGUGAAGCGCGUGAGAAGGUGCCGGCGCUUCUUACUCACCUCGGCUACCAGCCGCGCGACACCUUCAAUCUUGACGAGACAGCUCUGUGGCUCUCUGUGCUGCCCCGAAAAACAUACAGCAACGCCCGCAUUCCGGGUCGCAAGGUCUCAAAGGAGCGGCUGACCGUCGCGUUUCUCGUCAACGCCGACGGCAGCCAUGUUUUCCGGCCGCUCGUCAUCAGCAAGGCGCGCCGUCCUCAUGACUUCCGGCCGGACUACGACCCCGAAGCCGUCUGCUACUGGCGGCAUAACGCCAAGGGCUGGAUGACCAGUGCGUUGUUCACCAACUUCAUAUCGCAGCUCAAUGCCGCGAUGUAUGCCGAAGGGAGGGAAAUCGCGGUGCUGCUCGACAAUGCCAGCUCCCAUAUGCUGCAGGACGAGUGCGCGUGGAGCGAAAUCGUCUGCGGCAUGCGGACCACCCACCUCAGCAACGUGCGCCUCAUCUUCCUGCCGCCGAACACAACCGCCUUCACGCAGCCGCUCGACCAGGGGAUAAUCGCGACCGCGAAGGCCCGCUAUCGCCAGCACUGGCUGCGUGCCUUCACGGCGCCGUGGAACGACGACGGCGCAACAAGCGCUGUGGCCCGCUAUCGCCCCAAUCAGCACGAUGUGCUGGGGUGGCUCUCAGACGCCUGGAUGAGUGUCGGUGCGCGCACCAUCCAGAGGUGCUUUUGGCGCACGGGCUGCAUGCCUCUGUCGUGGUCCCUGGAGCUCACCCAUGUGUAUGAUGAUGAGCCGACCCCACAUGCGUACCCCGACAUUGAGCUCGACGACGACAUCGACGACGUCGGCGACCUCAUUGGCGGACUCGGCCUCGGCACCGGCGCGAUGACCGCCGCCGAGUACGUCGCCAUCGACGAGGGCGAGCCGACGUGCGCGGAGGCGGCAGCGGGCGCGACACCGGAUGAUGCGGACGUGGGCCUGGUGGCGGAGCUAUGGAGGGCGCCUACCAAGAUGCAGGCCGUGUAUGACGAAUCCGACCCAAUCGGCCGUGAAGCGCGGCGCACGGCACGGGCGGCCAGCGAGAUGCUCAUCGGCUACGCUCGCGCCGUGAGCGUGACGCCGCGCGACCUUUGCCACCUGUUCGACAUUCGUAAUCCGAUUAUCAGGGAGCGCAUGGAGCGGGCAAGCCCCGCGCUCAAUCUCAACACGGCCCCGCCGCCGCGGCUUUCGCCGACUGUAACUCCGCCGCCUGACACCCCGCGUCCGAGGGGCCGAGUGCUGCCUGGCUGGAUGACCCAGCCGUCCCGCCGUCAGCAGCUUCUGGACGCCGGGGUUGGCGCCGCGAUGGGCGGGUACGUGGAGGCGGCAGAGUGGAUGCAUGUGUGA
This is a messenger RNA of Closterium sp. NIES-65, 1830 nucleotides long. Lineage: Eukaryota; Viridiplantae; Streptophyta; Zygnematophyceae; Desmidiales; Closteriaceae. The record is from the annotation of a GenBank genome assembly.